Messenger RNA from Vicia faba (fava bean), 723 nucleotides. The record is from the annotation of a GenBank genome assembly. Lineage: Eukaryota; Viridiplantae; Streptophyta; Magnoliopsida; Fabales; Fabaceae.
AUGAUGUUUUUGAGUAAAAAUAAAUUUGGUAGUAAGUUGUAUGACCUUAUAGGAAACCUUGCCAUCAAUCUGAAUACUCUUGAUUUAAGGGAUAAUCAAAUAUAUGGAGUGAUACCUGAAAGAAUUGGACAACCAACUGGUUUAACAUACUUAACCAUUGGAAACAAUUCCUUAGAGGGAUCAAUUCCAAAUUCAAUUGGAAAGCUUACAAAUCUAGUAAGAUUGGUCUUACAAGAAAACAAUUUAUCUGUUCCAAAAAAAGGUGUAUUUAGCAAUGUCACAAAGGUUUCACUAAUUGGAAAUAAGAAAUUUUGUGGUGGGAUAUCUCAAUUAAAGCUUCCUCCAUGUUUGAAAGUACCUUCCAAAAAGCACAAAAGAUCUCUAAAAAGGAAACUUAUCAUCAUCAGUGUAUUUGGUGGGAUUUUGAUCUCUUUCAUAGCUUUUAUAAUUGUCCAAUUUCUCUUGAGAAAAUCCAAAAAGUUACCUUCUUCACCAUCUCUUCAAAAUAGGGCACUAAGAGUUACUUACGGAGAGUUACAUGAAGCAUUCAAUGGAUUUUCUUCAGCCAAUUUGGUAGGGACGGGAAGUUUUGGAUCUGUUUACAAAGGAUCUCCUCUCAACUUUGAAAGACCUAUUGCUAUAAAGGUGUUGAAUCUUGAAACACGUGGGGUAGCAAAGAGUUUCAUGGCAGAAUGCAAUGCUCUAGGAAAGAUGAAGCAUUGA